Haliotis rufescens (red abalone) is the source of this 3620-nucleotide messenger RNA. Its product is annotated as alpha-(1,3)-fucosyltransferase 10-like. NCBI's taxonomy places the organism in Eukaryota, Metazoa, Mollusca, Gastropoda, Lepetellida, Haliotidae. Bases 269 to 2695 code for a protein of 808 amino acids. Gene Ontology annotation, molecular function: alpha-(1->3)-fucosyltransferase activity. The record is from RefSeq and is a predicted model, not a curated record. The transcript is spliced from 8 exons. Gene Ontology annotation, cellular component: membrane.
GUCCAUAGUUCUCAUUAUUAUCAAACGCCGAAAGUUUUUCUUCCCGUCUACGCAUUCAUACGAUAUAAAAGAAGAGAUACAUAAAAGUCACCCGACAGUAUGCCUUCUGUCCAGUAAGGCUAUUGAAAAAAAGCGAUAAAGUACACUGAUUCGUCAUAACGCGACAGGUUGCGUUGACAUAUCGUGGUAGGCGCGGUAUACCGAGGAGGGAAGGUAGGCAAGGCAGCGACCUGGGAAAACACGUUUAGUUUUAGCCGAACAUAAGGGCAUGGCGGGAUGCCAGAGGAUGGCCUACAGGUGUAUGGCGAGAUACUCUCGCUUCUUCAAGAGCAGGUUGUUCCUCUGCCUUGUAGGGCUCGCUAUCAUGUGCGUCACUGUAUGGAGCUUCAGAGAGGAUAACAGGACUUUUCAUUCGGCUCUGUUAUCUCUAAAACAGCAUGGGGAAAGACAAAGCGGCCUGCUAAAAUACAAGUUCCUGAGCUGGAAACAAGAUUCAUCUUGGAGAUUACCUAGGAAGCAUAAACGCCCUGACCAAGACCACAUGGACGAGGCACUCCAACCUGUCCUGCCUCAGAUGAAUAACUUUGAACAACAGGGGCAGAAUUUUAAUCCUGGUCAACCUCAAGCCAUUGCCGAUCAAGGCCAGCGAAAUUGGGCACCUGAACCUGCCUUGCCUCAAAUGAGCCAAUUGGAACUAAAGACAGGACCCAAACAAGAUCAGAUAAACGGGGCUCCUCAGCCUGCUCUGGCACAGGAGCAGAAUGUUAAUCCUGGUCAGGCUCAAGCAGGACACGACCUAGGCCAGCUGAAGGCGGCACCUCAACCUGCUCUGCCACAGAAUGUUAAUCCUGGUCAACUUAAUGCAGCUGCUAAUAUAGGCCAGAUGAACGCGGCACCUCAACCUUUCCGGCCACAGAAUGUUAAUCCUGGUCAACCUAAUGCAGCUGCUAAUAUAGUUCAGAUGAACGCGGCACCUCAACCUGCCCUGCCACAGAAUGUUAAUCCUGGUCAACCUAAUGCAGCUGCUAAUAUAGUUCAGAUGAACGCGGCACCUCAACCUGCCCUGCCACAGAAUGUUAAUCCUGGUCAACCAAAUGCAGCUGCUAAUAUAGGCCAGCUGAACGCAGCACCUCAACCUGCCCUGCUACAGAAUGUUAAUCCUGGUCAACCUAAUGCCGUGCCAGACAUAGGCCAGCUGAACGCUGCGCCUCAACCAGCUCUGCCUCAAAUGAACCAAGUUGAACAACAUGGGCAGAAUCUUAAUCCUGUUCAGCCUAAAGCAGUUCCCGGUCUUGGCCAAGUAAACGAGGAAAAACAGCCCGUUUUGCCACAAGUGAUCAUGAACCAAAUAAUACCGCGGCUUGAGGAAUCUAAUCCUGGUCUGCGUCAAGGUGAAUCUCAGCCUGCCCAACCUCUGGUGAAGCAAGGUGUGCCGUCUUUUGUCGAUGAGGUGCCAGUGAUACUUUCGUGGCAUCCUCUAGGAGGAGUCCAAGAUGUCAGUAUUAUAUGCGGGCUUCGCAAAUGUUUGAUGGUAAAAGAUCACGAAGAGUGGAAAAAACACGACUAUAUGGGCAUCCUUUUUUAUGGAACUGACUUUGGCUCCGAAGGUCUACCCGUACCCCGAAAGCCGGGGCAUCUAUGGUCUGUUCUACACGAAGAAUCCCCAAAGAAUAAUGAUUGGUUGUUUUCCGCUAAAUCCGCCAUGUCUAUUUUUAAUCUGACGGCAACCUUCAAGCGACAGUCACAUUACUCCUUCCCUACCAUGUGGCUCCCCGAUGAGCGGGCUUUGACCGACACCCAGUACAUGGUGUCCAUCGCAGAGAAGAACCGCCUGAGAAGGGAAGGUCUGGCUCCUGUGGUGUUCGUCCACAUGGACUGCCACACAGCCUCCGACCGCAGCCACUACAUGAGACUGCUGAAUCAGUUCAUAAAAAUAGACUCCUACAGUGACUGUGAGCAUAACAAGGAUUUCCCUUCAAAUAACCUGACUUUCAAAACAUUGAAGGGCAUGGGACCUAUGAUGUCAGAUGGUUUCUUCAAACUUAUAGCGCAGUACAAGUUUGCCUUCGCCUUUGAAAACGCCGUCUGUGACGAUUACAUCACAGAAAAGUUCUGGAGACCACUACGACUCGGGGUUGUUCCCAUUGCUUUUGGAUCAUCUAAAAUUAAGGACAUGGCACCUACGGACCACGCAAUCAUCGAUAUCCGGGACUAUCAGUCAGUUCGAGAAGUAGCAGAUCUGAUUACUUCCCUUGACAGCAAUGAUGUGGAGUACAUGAAGUUCUUGGACUUCAAACAGACAGGUGUCACAAAUCCAGUAUUGAAAGAGGAGCUGAGGAAACGAGACUGGGGGAAUGGCAAACCUAUCCGUUCUUAUUUUCAUGGCUUCCAAUGUUUUUUAUGCAACAAGCUUCACGAUAUGAAAAUCCAGGUUCAAACUGGUCAACCGGUCACUCGGUGGUCCGGCCAGUUUGACCAUUAUGGAUGUCCAGCGCCAAAGUUAUUUGAUGACCAAGGCCGUUAUGUUUUAGAGAACAAUGGCUGGUUGGAACCGUACACGUACGCCAAUUUUUAUGAACGGGCGCUGCGCUAUCACAUGGACAAUAAUAUUAACGCAGAUGUGAGACAGAUACACAGGUAUGCGGCCAAGUUGAUGAGCCAAGCUGGCAGUGGUGGAAUCAGAGCUGCCUCAUAGGUCAAGCUUGUGGUGCUUCAGCUAUCUCAUAGUUUUUAUUAAUUCGGUUGCUUUCUUGAUAUUUUGAGGUUGUCGAUGACGUCAUCAGUGAGGUCAUUGGUUACGUCAUCAGUAAGGUCGUCUUGACGUCAUCAGUGAGGCCUUCGUGACGUAAUGGUUUUUCGUGUUGAGGGAACAGUGAAGGGACGUUAUGAUCACAAAAUGUACGCGGAUAUCGGCAAUCCACCCUCAACUAUCAAAUAUAUUGUAUUUGCAUUCUAUUAUAUUAGAUACCUUCGACCCUGGCAUUACCAUUGCUUGGGUUUGAAUGACGCUAAAGGGCGCUAAAUAGCUAUACAGUCAUAUUGUCUCCAUGAGCGAGAGAAAUGCAUAGCUUAGUUGCGAGAUGGUGAAGAAGAUAGUGAUUUCACUUCAAUUCUGAAACAACCCUUUCGGGGCGAAUGGGUCCUGGGUAUCUAUAAGAACAGGCAUACAUUGGUUGUUGCUUAACGCCGCACUCCAAUAUUACAGAUAUAUAUAAAUCACGUGGCUAAAAUCGCGAACAUCGAUCUACGUUACUUGGAUACGAUGAAUCCCCAUCUCUCUUUAUUUAACGCCACACUCCGGAAUAUUCCAUCUAUAUGUCGGCGGUCUGUAAGUACACGAGUCGGAACCAGUGAUUGACAUCAUGAGCAUCAUCCAAGCAUUUGGAAUACGAUGACAUGGAUCAAAUACGUCAGCCUGACCACCCGAUCCCGUUAGUCGCCUCUUACGACAAGCAUGGGUUGCUGAAGACCAGUCCUAACCCAGAUCUGCUCGGUGGCCAAGCAUGGGUUUCUGAAGGCAAUUCUAAGCCGGAUCUUCACGGGACGAUAGUAAUAGAAUGGGGAUAUAAUACAAUAGGUAAUUGAAGAUUUUGUGUGCAUAUUGACCAUCAAGUUUCGUA